Molecule: messenger RNA, 1521 nt
Organism: Arabis nemorensis
Lineage: Eukaryota; Viridiplantae; Streptophyta; Magnoliopsida; Brassicales; Brassicaceae
Source: the annotation of a GenBank genome assembly
AUGGAGGUGAUAAAUUCGUCCGCAGUCAAGAAAGAGGAAAUCGAUCGGCCAUUAGCUUACUUCCCCGUCAACAUAUGGGAAGAUCCUUUGACAUCUUUCUCAGUUUCUGACCCGGAAAGUGAGAGAAACAAAGAGAAGCUGAAGUCGCUAAAGGAAACUGUGAAAGAUUCGUUAAUGGCUUCAAAAGAGAAGCAAAUAGAGAACAUUAAGUUCAUCGAUGCUUUGUGUCGCCUCGGGGUUUCCUAUCACUUUGAACACGAAAUCCUUGAGCAGUUAGAGACGUUGUUCGGUAGUCAUGAUUUCAUGCAGAUGAUAAGAGACAAUGAAUCUGAUUUGUAUACCGUUUCACUUGUUUUUCAAGUAUUUAGGCAGUUCGGCUAUAAGCUCUUUGUGGAUGUGUUUGACAAGUUCAAGAACAAGGAUGGAGAUUUUAAGGAGAACCUAGCUGAGGAUGCGAGAGGUCUGUUAUGCCUUUGUGAAGCUGUGCACAUUGGAGCACCCAUGGUGAAGAUAUUCUCAAUGAAGCUCUCACUUUCUCUAUGUCUCAUUUGGAAGAACUCGCUUCUCGAUCUAGUCCACAUCUCACAGUCCGCAUCAAGAAUGCCCUCAAGCAUGCAUACCAUAGGGGUAGAUUUCAAUAUUUUGCAAAUGAUGUACCGCAAAGAGAUUGGUCAAGUCUUCAGAAGUGCCGUAUGCAAGAAUAGGACGGUUGAAAGCCACUUCUGGGCAGUUGGAUCGCAGUUUGAGCCAUGUUAUUCACAAGCAAGGAUUAUGUUGACCAAAUUGAUUAUUGUUUUGACGAUAGUUGAUGAUACAUAUGAUGCUUAUGGCACCAUGGAAGAACUAGUGCCAUUUACAAAUGCAUUGUUAAGCUGGAAUCCUAGCGGUAUUGAUGGGCUCCCAGAGAGCAUGAAGUACCUUCAUCAUGUUGUAUUAGAUUUCUUUGACAAAGUUGAGGAUGAGCUGGAAAAGGAAGAAAGGCCAGGAUCGGCUAAAUCCUACAUUCAAGAGGCGAAAUGGUUGAACGAAGACUAUGUGGCUACAUUUGAGGAGUACAAAGAAAAUGGAGUUUAUUCGGCAAAUUUUUUAGCAUUGUCAACAAUAUCCUUUCUAGGAAAGGUGGAUGAAGGCACACUUGAGGUGCUUGAAUGGUUAAGCACUUUCCCACCACUUCUUGUGACUUCUUCGUUAAUAGGCCGUUUGUGUGAUGACAUUGCGAGUUGCAAGUUUGAGCAUAAAAGAAAGCAUGUAGGGACAUCCAUUGAUUGUUAUAUGAAGCAGUAUGGUGUUUCAUGGGAGAAAGCCAAGGAAGAUCUCAAGGUCAUGGCAUUGGACUCAUGGAAGAGUCUGAACCAAGAACUGAUGACAAAGCCUCAUCAGUUCCCUUUCCCUAUCGUCACACGAUUUCUAAACUUCUCGAGGGCCGUCGAGGUUUUAUACAAAGACAAUGAUAUUUUCACACAUCCUGAGUUGAUGAAAGAUUAUGUAGUUUCUUUGUUCCUUGACAACAUACCUAUUUGA